Myotis lucifugus (little brown bat) is the source of this 2514-nucleotide messenger RNA. RefSeq names its product potassium channel tetramerization domain containing 5 (gene KCTD5). Gene Ontology annotation, cellular component: Cul3-RING ubiquitin ligase complex; cytoplasm. The record is from RefSeq and is a predicted model, not a curated record. The transcript has 7 exons. Gene Ontology annotation, biological process: protein homooligomerization; proteasome-mediated ubiquitin-dependent protein catabolic process. Gene Ontology annotation, molecular function: cullin family protein binding. Lineage: Eukaryota; Metazoa; Chordata; Mammalia; Chiroptera; Vespertilionidae. Bases 40 to 759 code for a protein of 239 amino acids.
UUCCGGUGAAGGGGAGCUGUGGCUGGGCUUGCUGGGAUCAUGGCGGAGAAUCACUGCGAGCUUCUACAGCCGGCUCCGGGCGGCUUCGGGGCGGGGUUGGGGGGCGGCUUGUGCCGCCGCUGCAGCGUGGGGCUCGGCGCCCUGGCCCAGCGCCCCGGAAGCGUGUCCAAGUGGGUCCGGCUCAACGUCGGCGGCACGUAUUUUCUCACCACCCGGCAGACGCUGUGCCGGGAUCCGAAAUCUUUCCUGUACCGUUUGUGCCAGGCCGACCCCGACCUGGACUCGGACAAGGAUGAAACAGGUGCCUAUUUAAUCGACAGAGAUCCCACCUAUUUUGGGCCCGUGCUGAAUUACCUGAGACAUGGAAAGCUGGUCAUUAACAAAGACCUUGCAGAGGAAGGAGUGUUGGAGGAAGCGGAAUUUUACAAUAUCACCUCACUAAUAAAACUUGUAAAGGACAAAAUUAGAGAACGAGACAGCAAAACAUCACAGGUGCCAGUGAAGCAUGUUUACCGUGUACUUCAGUGUCAGGAGGAGGAGCUCACGCAGAUGGUGUCCACCAUGUCCGAUGGCUGGAAGUUUGAACAGCUGGUCAGCAUUGGCUCCUCCUACAACUAUGGGAGUGAAGACCAGGCCGAGUUCCUCUGUGUGGUCUCCAAGGAGCUGCACAACUCCCCGUACGGCACUACCAGUGAGCCCAGCGAGAAAGCCAAGAGUGAUGACGAGGAGACGGGUCACGAUGGGAAUGACUCAGAUUAAGUGUAAAUGUCCUGAUUUUGCAAGAACGAGGUUCAAGGAUGUGAGGAGCACAAUGUUGACAGCUGAUGAAACGUUUUACUUUUCCCAAGAUGAAAUGAACCGCCAUGUCGAGGAAGCUUGGCUGUGAGAAGAAACCUGCUUUUGACAAUUUUCUAUAGAGAUCUGGGUGUGAAUCCUUUUUUGCCUCUGAGGUGGGUGGUGAGAGACGUGACCAGCUGUCCAAGUCCGGGCAUCCCCCACUAGGAGGAGGUGUGCCGGCCAGGCGGGCGUUGCUAUGGGAGCCUUCGCUCGGUUUUUCCAAGUGCCACACAGGCCCGAGGAAGGAUGCUCCUGACCGACCCCUUUAAUCACCGAAGAUCAUUUAGAGGACAGCGUUCUUGGUGCUACAUAAACAGUCUGUAACGGAGCCUGGGCCUUGCUGGUAGGAAGUGGUCACAGUGCUGUGGCCCCAGGCUCUGGGUGUCCGCUGGUCACCCCACCGCACCAGGCCCUGGUUCUCGGGUCAGAGUCAUGCCCAGGUGUGACUGGUUCUCACAGCCUUGGGCAGCUUUUGACAGAGGCGGCCUCUGUAUGUUCACUACUUCCUGGACCCCCACCCUAAGGCUGGGCCUCCUUCAGAGCCAUGUUCCCCUGGCCUGACCUGGCCUGGAACAGUCAAGUCUUCUUCACUUGUAUUUUCCAGGCAAGAGACCUUUGCAUCUCUUAUUUCCAGUGUGGAUAGACUUCCCAAUGUUUUUACUUUUUAGAAAUGCCUAAAAGUGUUGCUGCAUUUUGGAUUGAUCUGUUAAGUCCUUUAAAGGGAGGUAGAAAUUUUGUUCCUCCCACCCAUGGGCUCUUGGAGGAGCUGGCGCUCGUCAGUGCCUUUGUCUCGCCUGGGAUGGAGGUCAGGCGGGAGGCCUGUCCACCUGGCUUCCGGAGCUGAAACUCCGGGUCACGUUGAAAAUUGGAUGUUUACAGCGCAUCACACAUAUUUCUCUUUCUUGCCGGCUCUUUCAUUUUCUUUGUAUAACUAUGCAGUUCUCUCUGAUAUUUCUGGGAUGUUUGAGACUCCACACAUGGGCUCUGCCCACCUUACAUGACAUUGGAACUACUAGGAUUCCUUUAAAACCUGCUGUCCACACGCUUUGAGAACAGACCUUUCUGAGCUGGUCGUGGAAACUGUUAGAGUCUGGGGGACCUGGCUCGGACAAGCAGCUCUCUGCUUCCUGACCUACGGCUUCCCCCGGGAGCUGUGCACACUGACACCGGGGCUGCUGACAUGCCGGCAGAGUCUGGCACGUCUAGUUUCAAUGCUUCCGGAGGCAUCUCACCUGUGCCCUCUUCUUCUUUGCCAAUAAAUAACCUGAUUAACCAAGUUCUCCAGCACCUAGGACUUACCUACUCCUUUUUGUAAGGUCUGUUGUAUGUUGUUAAAUGUUUGGCUUCAACCAUUUAUAGCAACCUUUCUAUAGGGCCUAUUUAGCCCCUGGUGACCCGUUUUCCUCAUGGAGCCUUGGGAGGAGGGCGGCCUUUGUGGGCUUCAGGGUAUACCUGUGGGGCACUGCUGGCCGCUUAUUGUUGUUUAAUUUGUGACCUUGACAUUCUAGAUAGGCUUUUUUUUUUUAAUUUAAAGAUAGUAAGACCUAAUUCACUAAAAUUUAUUCUAAGGGGAUAUUUAUACUUUUAUACUUUUUUAGGUAUCCGUAUUUUAUCAGCUGACAGUUUAAUGCCUAAGUUUCCCCUGAAAAUAGCAAAUAAAAUUGUGUAUUUAUGAAU